AUGAUAUUCGACGAACUGCUUAGCGUUGUCAGUCCGCGUUUAUACUGGAUACUAUUUGUGAUUGUACUUAUCAUAAGUAAAAGAAUGUUGGAACUCUACGGUCAGAAAUCAUCGAAAAAAGAAGAGUCGACAUUUAAACCGACAGAUGACGAGCGCGAAAGAAUGAAAGCAUUGGAACACGAACGUGGCUUAGCGUUCGACAAAUUUUAUCGAUUUGGCACUGCUGCUGAACCUUCAAUUGUCCUAGAUGACUUUUUAUUUCUUGGAAAUAUGCAGCAUGCAAAUAAUAGCGAUUUAUUAGAAAGAUUUCAAAUCAAGCACAUUAUCAAUGUCUGCGAUAUCAAACUGAGACAGAUGAUUCUUGAUAAUUUCAACGUUGUACAUAUUCCGAUGCCUGACGAGCCUCGUACGAACAUCAAACAGCACUUCGAUCGAACAAAUGAGCUGCUGCAUGGUUAUUAUGAAAAAAAAGAACGGUGUCUUGUACACUGUGCUGCUGGUGUUUCCCGGUCAGCAACGAUCGUUCUUGCGUAUUUGAUGAAAUACCAUCAUAAUACUCUGAAAGAAGCCUUUUUCUACCUGAUUGAAAAACGUCCACAAAUCUGGCCGAACGAAGGUUUUCUAUUACAAUUAAUUCGUUAUGAAACAGAAUUACUUCAAGCACAUGAAAUUCCGAAGAAAAGCAACGGCUCGAUCAAAGAUCUUCGAAAGGAGGAGAAUCCCAUCGAGACACUAGUUGAAUUUGAACACAAACAUGAGAAAGAUGAUAAUUCUUGA
This is a messenger RNA of Adineta ricciae, 777 nucleotides long. The record is from the annotation of a GenBank genome assembly. NCBI's taxonomy places the organism in Eukaryota, Metazoa, Rotifera, Eurotatoria, Adinetida, Adinetidae.